Meyerozyma guilliermondii ATCC 6260 is the source of this 1992-nucleotide messenger RNA. It is a transcript of the gene AFG1, whose product is annotated as Afg1p. Gene Ontology annotation, cellular component: mitochondrion; cytoplasm. Lineage: Eukaryota; Fungi; Ascomycota; Pichiomycetes; Serinales; Debaryomycetaceae. The record is from RefSeq and is a predicted model, not a curated record. Bases 1 to 1992 code for a protein of 663 amino acids. The transcript has a single exon. Gene Ontology annotation, molecular function: ATP hydrolysis activity; ATP binding.
AUGCGCCAUUUCCAGGUUAGGCAAUGUCUUUGGCACCAUUUGGCGAGACAGAAAUGCUUUAGAUACCUUAGCUCUGGACCCCAAGGUGUGGAGGGCCGUCUACCUCACCAAAAGACUAUUUUUCAAGCUUGCGACGAUGUCGAUUCGAGUCAAACUCUCGCUAUUACAGACCCAUAUCUACUUUAUCAGAGCUAUAUAAGACUGGGUAUACUUUCCAAGGACGAAAAUCAAGUCCGGGUCAUGAAAGAAUUUCAAAAACUAUACCAUAGGGUCGUCAACUAUGUUCCAGCGCAAGAUUUACAGAUUAAAAUAAGUCUAGUUCUUCGGAAACUUGAGGUACGUUUAGCUAGAGAAAGGGAGGCCGAAAGGAAGCGUGGAAUAAACCACAUAGUACAUAAAUUGCUCACUAGAGGAGACACAAAAGCAAUAACUCAACAAGUUGUUCGGUUCCUCACUGACGAAGAAGAGCUUCAAAACUUUGAUUCACCGCACGGACUUUUGGUGAAUGGAGAAGUUGGAUGUGGAAAGUCGAUGUUGAUGGAUAUUUUUGCCACGUCGCUUCCCCAUGAAUCGAAAAUGCGUUGGCAUUAUAAUAAUUUUAUUCUCUGGAUCUACAGUGAGAUCCACAGAAUCCAACAGGAGAGAUUUUUGCGGUCUGAAAACGGCAUAGAAGGUGCUCAAACUAUGGAAAAUGAGUUUAUUCUUUUUGAAAUUGCACAAAAAAUGAUACAAAAAAGUACCGUCUUAAUGCUCGAUGAAUUCAUGCUUCCCGAUAUUGCUUCCGCAAAUAUUGUCAAAAUUCUUUUCACAUACUACUUCAAGCUCGGCGGUGUGCUUGUGGCAACCUCAAACAAACUCCCAGACGACUUAUAUUCAACCCAGUUUCAUAAAGACAGUUUCAGAACGUUUGUCCUGAUUUUGCAUUCACGCUGUCAUUCGGUAGACAUGAACUCAGCCAAAGAUUAUAGACACGAUUUUGCAUCUGCAUCUCAAGGUGAGCUGCACUUAGUAUUAAAGAGUUAUCCCGAAAGCGACAAAAUUUGGAACCGUCUCAUCAAGAAAUAUGCCUUGAAAAUCCCACCGUCAGAUCCUCGCAUGGCAGACGACGUUGGUCUUGAACAAUUGAAUCCCGAGAGAGUAUCUUUCAAAGUCUACAACAGAAAAAUAGACAUUCCCAUGACAUUUGGUUCCGUUUGCGUGCUUGACUAUAGUCAUAUAUGCCAAGGUUUGUUCUCCUCGUCAGACUAUAUUACCAUCGCAUCCAAGUUCCUGACUGUGGUGCUAGACGAUGUCCCAGUGAUGACCACGAAAAUGAAAAACGAAGCUAGACGAUUUAUUACUCUUCUUGAUGCACUUUACGAAGCAAAAUGCCAACUUUUUCUUCGCUGUGAAGUCGGCCUUGAAUCGCUUUUUUUUCCCGAUGCAUCGGGUGAAUCUGAAGCAGACAGGUUGAAGGUCCAGGAAGAAGAGAUGUUUGCUCGAACGGCUAUUGACCUAUCCAAUCCAUAUCGCCCUAAUGUACUGACUUAUGACCAGGAACAUACCGAGGAGUACAAGGAGGAAGAACAUCAUAAAUACGAUUUCAAAGAUGCCAAAGCGUUUACUGGAGAAGACGAGAAAUUCGCCUAUAAAAGAGCUGUACUGCGUAUUCACGAAAUGGUCAAUUCUGAUAACUGGAGGUAUGCUACUUGGGUUCCUAUCGACAAUUCUAUGCGGCCAUGGGAGCAGAAAACAGGUAAGGUCAACUUUUCUCCAGUGAGCUCGUUCUCCAAGGAUGCGCUCGAAAAGGAAUUGGAGAAGAGAACACCGAAAGAAAUCAUAGCAGAUGAUCUUCCUCGACAAGUCUCAAACGGCUAUGGUAUUCCAUUUAGACAAUUCAAUUCCAGAAUUGCACCAGUAUUCACCUCAGUUCAGCAUUUCUGGGGCUGGGGAAAGUCAGCCAGAAAUAUAAGAGACGAAAUUGCAAAGCGGUGGGUGGGGCGUAAAUCUUAG